ACUAACUAAUAUUAUUAUUUGGGAAGAAGAGAAUGUUGAGAGAUGCAUGUGGCAACAGCAACGAUACCCAGUUAUCAGCACCACCACCACCGCAUCUACGCUUCACUCUUCGCCAUCGCCAAACUCAAGAAAAGCACAAUGGCGAGCAGCAGCAGCAGUAACAAUUCGGGUGAAUUCACAACAAUCAAAGAGAGAGUCACUUUCCAGAAAGACAUAAAGAAAAGCAAGUUCAUCGCCAUUGCUGGCUCCGUCUCCGACGACAAAUCUGCCAUGUCUUUCCUUUCUCAGGUUCGGGAUCCAAAAGCUACUCACAAUUGCUGGGCUUAUAAGGUGGGGGAUCAAUAUCGGUCCAAUGAUGACGGUGAACCUUCAGGUACGGCUGGGAAACCAAUAUAUUCUGCUAUUUCUACUUCAGGAAUAGAUAGAGUAAUGGUGGUUGUGAUCAGGCAUUUUGGUGGUAUCAAACUAGGCGCUGGGGGAUUGGUCAGGGCUUAUGGAGGAGUUGCAUCAGAAUGUCUGAAGAAUGCUCCGACUUGUCUUGUUAAAACAAAGGUGCCAAUGGGUGUAGAAGUCCCAUUUGACUUGCUUGGAGUGCUCUACCAUCAGCUGCAGUCUUUUAAUGUGGAAGACAUGAAGCAGGAUUAUGACACGGGUAAAGAUGACAUAUCCAUGGUUACUUUUAAAGUUGAGUUUGACCAAGCUGAGAAAUUGGAGGAUACACUGAAAGCCAAUUGUAGCCGAGAGUUGAAGUUUUAUAAGCAUUGAGAAUGAACACUAGAUUUGGAUUAAAUUUUUCAUGUAAUAUUUACUCAUGCAUGGUGGAUGCAACUUCAUUUGAAGAUAUGAUAAUGAACGGGGCCCACACAUGCUCAGUACAUAUUAAAGUUUUGCCUUAUGUAUAUGAAACCCUGUUUACAAAGGCUCAAGAAUUAUUGUAGUUCAGUAAUUUUGUUAUACCAUUUGUAAAUUCUGUAGUAACAUUUACAAAUCUUCAUCUAUACUAAUACAAGGGAAUAUCAUUGUAUUUCAGUUUUGAAACA
Molecule: messenger RNA, 1040 nt
Organism: Lathyrus oleraceus (garden pea)
Lineage: Eukaryota; Viridiplantae; Streptophyta; Magnoliopsida; Fabales; Fabaceae
Exons: 6
Coding region: 43-765 (240 amino acids)
Biological process (GO): regulation of translational initiation
Cellular component (GO): cytoplasm
Source: RefSeq, a predicted model, not a curated record